Drosophila obscura is the source of this 465-nucleotide messenger RNA. RefSeq names its product serine protease inhibitor Kazal-type 2. Bases 135 to 392 code for a protein of 85 amino acids. The transcript has a single exon. NCBI's taxonomy places the organism in Eukaryota, Metazoa, Arthropoda, Insecta, Diptera, Drosophilidae. The record is from RefSeq and is a predicted model, not a curated record. Gene Ontology annotation, molecular function: protein binding.
AAUCGAACCAAAGCAGAACCAGAAUCAAAACGAAAACCCAAAGCUCUCGUAUGAACGCAUUUCCAGCAGGCAGUAUCGAACGAGUGAAGCAAGUGGAUUAACCUCAACGAAAGGCAACACAAAUACUUACUAUAAUGAAAUUCCUGAGCAUUCUGGUGGCCCUGUGCCUCUUGCUGGCCCUGGCCAUAGCACCAACUCGGGCCAACGAUGACAUAUCCGCCGAAAAGGAUGCCAAAACACUGACCAAGUUCUGUCCGUGUCCCCGGAACUAUGAUCCGGUGUGUGCCUCCAAUAUGGUCACAUAUGCCAAUCGUUGCGAAUACGAUUGUGUGCGUCGUGAGGCAGAGCGUCGUGGACGCAAUCUGGGAUUCCUACGCACUGGCACAUGCUAAGCCAUGCUAAGGGGAGACCUUGUAAAAUAUAAAACAAAAGAAAAAUAAAGGAUGUUCUUACGUGUACCAAGUA